Molecule: messenger RNA, 896 nt
Organism: Haliotis rubra (blacklip abalone)
Lineage: Eukaryota; Metazoa; Mollusca; Gastropoda; Lepetellida; Haliotidae
Product: putative nuclease HARBI1
Exons: 2
Coding region: 138-896 (252 amino acids)
Source: RefSeq, a predicted model, not a curated record
UCCAUAGCAACCUAUAUAAAACUAAGAGUUUUGCUUAAGCAAUAUGCAUCAAACUUCUUAGUGCUUAAGAUUUUUUCUUAACUUAAGAAUCAUCCAUAGGUUACUUAAGCACUAAGAAUUUUCUAAAGUAAACAAAGAUGGCCGCCCAUGCAAUCAUCGACAGAACCAACAUUUUAGAAAAAUACACAGAAACAGAGUUGACACGAAGAUUUAGAUUAUCAAAAGAUGGUAUACAAUUUGUAGUAAGUCUCAUUUCCAAUGAAAUUUCACCUCUCACUCAAAGAAGUCAUCCUUUAUCAGCUACUGACAAAGUUCUACUGACGCUGCGUUACUUUGCCACGGGCAAAAUGCAGCUGUGUAAUGCGGACCACAUUGGUGUUUCACAGUCUUCAGUGAGUAGGGCCAUUAACCAAACAAUAACUGCACUGUCUGCCCCUGCCAUUGUUCGACAGUUCGUUUCGCUUCCUACCAGUCCGACUGAAAUCCGACGAAACCAACUUGGUUUCUAUGGCAUCGGUAAUUUUCCCGGAGUGGUUGGCGUUAUAGAUGGCACCCACAUUCAGAUUAUUGCACCAUCCCAGCACGAACCUGCUUAUGUGAACAGAAAGCAGUACCACAGCAUCAAUACUCAGGUUGUCUUUGACCACAGUUCACACAUCAUUGACAUUGUUGCGAAAUGGCCCGGGUCCACUCAUGACUCGCGCAUACUGACCGAGAGCGGCGUUUGUGCUUUGUUCUCUCGCCACCUGAUGCCUGCCCGCUGCCACUUGCUUGGAGACAGUGGAUAUCCAUGUAGAGACUGGCUCCUCACUCCUUAUCUUCAGCCAAAUCCCGGCUCUCAGACAGCAUACAACAGAGCUCAUAAGAGGACACGCAGCAUAGUGGAGAGGGAAUAG